CGAAAACCGCGUCAACGACGUUAGAGAUUCAUCGGUGGCAAUAGGAAAGUUCUGGGGCUUCAAGGGAUCCAAGGUAUAUAUACCUUUAAACGAAUCGUCGAAGCCAAACGUGUGUAGCACGAUGGAAAAUUCACUUAGGCACCGUUUGAAAGAACGUCGCGACCGCCUAGCGACGAGGUUGGACGCCAUAGAAUCCGAAUGUACAACUGGCAUACUAGAAUCUAGGAUUAAACAGUACGCAUCCGAAUUGAAGGACCUCGCAGAUAAACUGGAUACAGAAAGCAAGUUCUAUUUAACUACAUCAAAAUCCAUAGAUGAAGAUGUAAUCAAAGACUGUAUGGAUGUGCAGCUUAGAUGUGAGGAUACCAUAUUGACUUUGCAAAAUACACCAACCACCUCUUACUGCAGUACUAAAUUGCCUAAGCUUGAACUCUCAAAGUUCGAUGGGAAUAUGACAAAAUGGUUUGAGUUCUGGGACAAAUUUGAGGCAAACAUAGACCUCAAGCCCUUGCCCGAGGCAGAUAAAUUUUCAUAUCUGUAUGGAUGUCUUGAAGGAGAGGCCUUGAAAGCUAUAGCAGGGCUUACCAUUACUAAUGAUAACUACUCAGUUGCGGUAAGAAUACUUAAGGAAAGAUUUGGAGCUAAGUCUCGAGUGAUAGAUGCACAUUAUAAGUUCUUGUCAACAUUACCUCCAGCCAAGUAUAAUUUCCAAGAGUGCCGAUACCAGCUAGAUGCUAUCGAAACCCACCUGAGGGUGUUGAAGACUCUUGGUGAAAAUAUAGAAGGAAACCACCUCAGAGUGACUAUUAAUGAGAAAUUCCCGGAUCAGGUCAUGUAUCAAGUCAACCUUCGUGUGGGAAAAGAACCGACUGUGGCACAGGUACGAGAAACACUAGAAUUAGUUAUAUCAGCUAUGGAAAAGUCUGGAAUGGCAGGGACUAUGCAAGAACUUGAUGAGAAAAUAGCUAUAGGUGUUACAACAGAGGCUCUUCAUAUGAAGGUUGAAACAUUGAAGUCAAAAAAGGAACCUAUGAACUAUAUACGAAAGGGCACAAAAAGAUUUAGCAAUGACAAUGACAACUCGCAUUCUCUACCUACUAAGAGGCAGAAGAGAGAUAGACCUUGUCUGUUUUGUGACCUGUUAAACCACAAGAGUGAAGACUGUCGGCGAGUUAAAACAAUCAAAGCAAGGCAAGAUAAAAUUAGAGAGGCUGGCAGAUGUCUAAAUUGUCUAUCAAAGCAACAUAAAGCUAAGGACUGCAAUAAGAAAAUAUCCUGUUUUCGGUGCAGCAACAAUCAUUUGAAGAUUUUCUGCCCACAGUCUGCGGAUCAAGGUGAGGAUUGUAAUGAUUUUUCUUUAAAUCAUUCGAACACGAUCUGCAACUUAUCUAAUUUUACAUAUUUGCAGACGGCAGUGGGAAAUAUAAGAAAUCCAAACAACCCCUCAAAGCAAUUAAAGGGGCGCCUGCUCCUUGAUAGCGGUAGCCAAAGGAGUUAUAUUACAAAGAAGAUUGCAAAUGAACUUGAUUUGAUUAGUGAUAAAGAAGAUUUACUAUUAAUUUAUACCUUUGGUGCUACUAGUCCCAAGGAGACAUCAAGUCCGCUUUCUGAAAUCAUAAUAGAAACCAAGAGAGGGAAUUAUAAAAAAAUACAUGUGAAUAUUGUUGAUCGGAUAACAGAAAAGGUUCCUAUUGCAAAAUAUGUAAACAAAUCAAUUGACAUACCUGCUGAUGAUGGAUCUGCUGGUGAGGAUAUACAUCUUCUUGUUGGAAAUGAUUACUACAGCUCAUUCAUGAGAGAUGGGAAAAUAGAAAUGUCUCCAAAACUGUUUUUGAUCAAUACUGACUUUGGCUGGAUUCUCUCAGGCAACACCAACGUUGAAGAAGAGACUUCUGCCCUGACCGUGAACACAUAUUGUCAAUGUCAUGUACCAAGUUGCCCAUACUUCGCAGAACCUGACCUACCACUAAGAAGUAUUGAUGUCAACUUCCUAUGGUCCCUAGAAAGUAUUGGUAUAAUGGACAAUCCUAAGGCUACAAGACAAGAGGAAGCUGUGAAACACUUCAUGGAGACUGUCCAGUAUCACAAUGGUCGUUACCACGUAAAAUGGCCUUGGAUCCAGUAUCCUCCUGAAUUAUCUUCCAACUUUGGUCUUGCAAUUGGUAGACUAAAGAGCAUGCUAAAUAAGAUGGAUGAAGAAACACUUCAUGAAUAUGACUCCAUACUGAAGGACCAACUACAGUCUGGAAUAAUAGAAGAAAUUGAUCCAAAACAGAACCAGGGAUCCGAUCAGCUGAUUCAUUAUCUUCCACAUCAUAUGGUCAAACAGAAAGGAAAAAAGGGAAGACUUGUUUAUGAUGCUUCAGCGAAGACAUCAGGUCAGAAAAGUCUCAAUGAAUGUCUCUACAGCGGGCCUUCUUUCCUUGAAGAUAUGACAGGAUUGUUGCUUAAAUUCAGGAUGAAGAAAAUAGGAGUGAUGGCUGACGUUGAAAAAGCAUUCUUGCAAGUCGGGCUCCAAGAUGAAGAUUGUGAUGUGACAAGAUUCUUAUGGAUCAAAAAAUUAAACAAAGAACCAACCGAUGAUAACCUGAUGUAUUUACGAUUCUGUCGCGUUCCUUUUGGAAUUAUAUGCAGUCCUAUGUUGCUCACCGCUACAAUCAGACAUCAUAUGGCCCAGUCAACAUCAGGAGAUCUGCUGAGAAACAUAGCUGACAAGUGCUAUGUGGAUAAUCUUGUUACUAGUGCUGACACUGUUCAUGAAGCUAGACAAAUUUAUGAACAGACAAGACAGUCAUUUAUACAGCUGGGUAUGAAUAUCAGAGAUUGGAUCUCCAAUGAUGAAGAGCUCAUGAGUACUAUUCCAAGAGUACAUCAAGCAGAUCGGCAAGAAGUAGUAAAGGUACUUGGACUUUCUUGGGAUGUGAAGAGAGAUACCCUGAAACUGAAGGUAUCUGAAGACUAUUUUCAACAAGAUCCGUUAACCAGUACUAAGAGGACAGUACUUCGUGAUAUAGCCAGAAUCUACGAUCCUCUUGGAUUUGUAUGCCCUUUAGUACUACCUAUGAAGAUACUGUUUCAAGAUAUCUGCAAACUUAAGCUGAAAUGGGACGUAGAGCUGCCCGAUAACCUGAAACAAGUGCUGAAGGAUAACCUAGACGUUCUACGUCGAGUGCAGGAUGUAGAGCUUCCAAGAUAUGUAGGAACCGAUUCUCCUGAUACAAGAUACCAGAUACAUGCCUUCACAGAUGCUUCAAAAAAUGCAUUUAGCUGUGUUGUGUACAUUAGAAGUGAAAAUAGACACCAAGUGAUAGUGUCCUUCAUGAUGGCUAAGUCACGUAUAUCUAGAAUCGAGGACAAGAACGAAUUGAAGAUCCCACGAUUGGAACUCCUAGGAUUCCUGAUUGGAAGCAGAAUGUUGACAUAUAUCAAACAUAACAUAGAUUAUAAUAUUGAAAAGCAAUAUCUGUGGACUGAUAGCCUCGUAGUACUGGGCUGGAUGAAUUCUAGCAAACUGCUUCCUCCCUUUGUGGCAAACAGAAUAAAUGAAAUUAAGAAGAAUCAUCCUGAAACAGAAAUGUGCUAUAUCAGUACCAAAUCUAACCCUGCAGAUAUUGCCACCAGGCCGGAACUCUGGGAAGAGAAGAAAGAACUUUGGUUGAACGGUCCAAAUUUCCUUAAACAAUCCGAAACACAAUGGCCUGAGAACCGACACUAUAUUAUUCAUCAGUCACUUCUUUCUCUCGGGGAGGUCCCUCACGGGGAAAACCUGGAAGAGAAGGAUACACCACCUGAAAGGAACACGGAAGAGUUGAGUACUCAGAUUAAUGAAGGCGAAGAUCUUGAUGAAUCCAUGGGAAUUGAUAAUUCUGUAUCUGGACACAAACCUGAAUCCACAUGGCAUAAUGAAACUGUCAUAGACAUAAAGAAAGUUCAAGCCGAACACUUUCCAGAAGAACUGGCAGGUAAGAGGACACAUCUUUCAAGAAAUUUUGAUCUUUUCUUGGAUGUAGAUGGUGUACUCAGGUGUCGAGGUCGUAUGACUAACACAACGUGGAAUUACGACAUGAGGUACCCAGUUUUGUUGCCAAGAGAUAGUGAGUUUACAAAGAGGAUCAUAUCAGAAACUCAUGAGAAAAAUUAUCAUGUUGGCGCAGCUCACACUCUGAGUAUCAUUCGUGAACGUUACUGGAUACCCCAGGGGAAGUCUCAGGUGCAAAAAGUGAUCAGAAGAUGUCUACAAUGUACGAAACAUAGUGGUGGACCCUACAAGCUCCCACCUACUCCAGCCUUACCCCCAGAGAGAGUCAAUUACAGUGAUCCUUUCACAUUUACCGGCGUGGAUUACCUCGGCCCUUUGUUUGUGACCACACCUACUGGAAAAGAAAAGAGAUGGGUAGCGCUGUUUACAUGCCUUGCAGUCCGGGCGAUUCAUCUAGAAAUUGUGAAGGAUCUGACAGCUGACGAGUGCCUGCUAGCCAUGAGAAGAUUUGCCGCAACACGAAGAGCGCCAAAACGCAUAUAUUCUGAUAAUGCUACAUGUUUUAAGCUUACUUCGGAAGUCAUGUCAAAACCAUAUUGCGUGGAAAACAAAAUUGAAUGGAAAUUUAUUCCACAACUGGCGCCAUGGCAUGGUGGAUUUUAUGAGAGGUUGGUUGCUCUAGUAAAACACUGUCUCAAGCGUACUCUUGGAAAACAUCUACUAAAUGACGGCAAACUAAUCACUGUAAUAAAAGAGAUAGAGGCAGUUGUAAACUCCAGACCGAUUACACAAGUUGGAACAGAGUUGGAACACACAUUGCGACCAGCUGACUUCCUUAGUCUGAAAGGGUGUUUGAUGAUAGAACCAGCAUCAUUGGAAUUACCUCCCGAGGGCACUACAGCAAAAUUAGAUCUCAUCCAAAGCUGGAAACGAGGGCUCAAAAUCAUCAAUGAGUUUAAACAAAUGUUUAUCGGUCAAUAUCUGUUGAGUUUGAGAGAACGAUCCAAACAUCUGCCCAAACAACCAAGGACUAAGUCUCAUCGCACCCCGCAGGUAGGCGAUAUAGUACAGAUAUGGUCAGAUUCAAAGAACAGAGAAUCUUGGAAGACUGGGAAAAUAAUCGCCUUGAUGAAAGGAAGUGAUAACGAAUGCCGAGUGGUAAAGGUGAAGACAAAGGAUUCUGUCCUCAUACGCUCUAUUGGACAUCUAUAUCCGCUGCAAGCAGAUGACAGUGAUGGUCAUAGUCACGUUGAGGAGGGAAGCAAGGAUCCUGAACCAACGAAUUUGAGUUCAGACGUAGUUCACACAAACUUGCAAGAGCGUGAGGAAUCUCAAGAAGGAUUAGAAAGCUCUGAAUCCCGAGACCAAACAGAUAUCACUGGCGAAACGUCUCAAAGCGACACAAAUGGUUCAUCUGAUGCACUGGAUCAACAAGAUAUUGAUGCGACUGAAAUAUCUGAAAAGCAAGAUGAUGAAAGUGUUGACACUGAGCAGGAUACCCUUGCUCCGAGAGAUGAAGUAGUGGAUCCACCGGCAGUGGAUGGUGCAUUGAGGAGUAGAAGAGGCGCGGCCAUUCGAGCUUCGGAGCGGAUCCGAGAGAUGACGCGUCACCUACUUACUGUGCUGCAAUGAUGUCACUUCUUCUCUCGUGGGAGUGUCGCGAAAUGCGAGGACAUUAGCCAUAUGGUAAGUGCACACUACUGAUAUUGUUCUGUGGCAACUCUAGAAUUGACUUGACAAUAUGACUUUGACAUGGACUUGACAGAUUUUUGGCUGUGUGUGCACUUUUAAGU
Pectinophora gossypiella (pink bollworm) is the source of this 5772-nucleotide messenger RNA. RefSeq lists its product as uncharacterized. The record is from RefSeq and is a predicted model, not a curated record. NCBI's taxonomy places the organism in Eukaryota, Metazoa, Arthropoda, Insecta, Lepidoptera, Gelechiidae. Gene Ontology annotation, biological process: proteolysis; DNA integration. The transcript has a single exon. The coding region runs from base 122 to 5611 and encodes 1829 amino acids. Gene Ontology annotation, molecular function: zinc ion binding; aspartic-type endopeptidase activity; nucleic acid binding.